This is a messenger RNA of Pyrenophora tritici-repentis Pt-1C-BFP, 1680 nucleotides long. Its product is annotated as AraJ, Arabinose efflux permease. Gene Ontology annotation, cellular component: membrane. The record is from RefSeq and is a predicted model, not a curated record. Gene Ontology annotation, molecular function: carbohydrate:proton symporter activity. Gene Ontology annotation, biological process: carbohydrate transport; transmembrane transport. Lineage: Eukaryota; Fungi; Ascomycota; Dothideomycetes; Pleosporales; Pleosporaceae.
AUGUCGCGCCGUAAUAGCAGCGUCGUCGCCGUCGACCUAGAGCAGGCCCGACGCCUUUCGCUUGCCGUUCCGGACUUCAAACAAGUUGCCCAUGAUGCCAGCAAAGCGACGCAGUCAGAGCAGCACAUGACGUUGAGACAGGGCAUCGAUCUAUACCCCAAAGCCAUUGCCUGGUCGGUUCUGCUUUCCGCCGCCAUCAUCAUGGAAGGCUUCGACAAGGUCCUGAUUGCCAAUCUCAUGGCUGUUCCUGCUUUCAAGCGGAAAUUCGGUGUAGAGCUGCCUGGAGGCGACUGGCAGCUUACGGCAGCUUGGCAAGCCGGCCUUACAAACGGUGCCUAUGUGGGUGAAUGCGCGGGCCUGCUACUCAACGGCAUCAUCGCGGACCGCUUUGGAUACAAGAAAACCAUGAUUGGCGCCCUGUUCGCCGUCAACUUGUUCAUCUUCGUCGUCUUCUUUGCCCAGAACAUCGUCAUGCUUCUGUGCGGUCUCAUUCUCUGCGGUAUUCCAUGGGGAGUCUUCCAGACCCUGACGUGUACAUAUGCCGCAGAAGUCGUGCCCGUUCCACUUCGUCCCAUCCUCACUACUUAUGUCAAUCUCUGCUGGGUCAUAGGCCAGUUUCUCGCAUCAGGCGUUCUCAAGGGCGUGGCCGAGGUUCCGGAUCAGUGGGCAUACCGCAUCCCGUAUGCGCUCCAAUGGAUUUGGCCCAUUCCUUUAAUGAUUGGCAUAUCAUUCGCCCCCGAAUCGCCCUGGUGGCUGGUCCGCAAGGACCGCUGCGACGAGGCCAAGAUGAUGCUCAUGCGGUUGACAUCACCCGAGAAGCUCCCAGACUUCAACGCCGACGAAACAAUCGCCAUGAUGCGGCACACUAACGCAAUGGAAAUGGCCCUCUCUGAAGGAACCUCGUACCUGGAUUGCUUCAAAGGAACCGACCUCCGCCGCACCGAGAUUGCAGCAAUGGCAUGGUUCACACAGGCCUUCUGCGGCGCUGGCCUUAUCGGCUACAGCACCUAUUUCUUCCAGCAAGCCGGCCUCAGCGACUCAGAUGCCUUCUCCAUGAGCUUAGGCCAAUAUGCAAUCGGUGGCGUAGGCGUAAUGGUAGCUUGGAUCCUCAUCCAGCGCAUCGGCCGCCGCACCUUGUACGUAGUAGGUGAUCUCGUAAUGGUCAUUCUGCUCUGCAUCAUCGGCGGCCUGGGCACCAUCCACAAGGGCAACGUUAGCGCACAAUGGGGCAUUGGCAGCAUGCUUCUUCUCUUUGCUGCAGCAUACAACUGCACUGUCGGCCCUGUGUGUUAUUCCAUCGUCGCCGAGAUUCCGUCGACGCGUUUGCGCCAGAAAACCGUUGUGCUGGCGCGCAACUUUUACAAUCUCGGCUCCAUCAUUGGCAACGUCAUCACUCCGCGUAUGCUAAAUCCCGGUGCAUGGAACUGGGGUGCCAAGAGCGGCUUCUUCUAUGCCGGAACCUGCUUUUGCUGUUUUUUGUGGGCGCUGUUCAGACUGCCGGAACCCAAGGGGCGGACCUAUGGUGAGUUGGACGUCUUGUUCGAGAGACGCGUUCCUGCACGCAAGUUUAGGACGACAGUAGUAGACGGAUUUGGAGGCAGUGACAGGGACAGCAUAUAUGCGGAUAAGAAGGGCGUUUCCACACAUCUGGAGCAGGUUAGCUCGAAAGAUGCUAUCUAG